This is a messenger RNA of Manihot esculenta (cassava), 1167 nucleotides long. RefSeq names its product F-box protein At5g07610. The transcript has a single exon. Lineage: Eukaryota; Viridiplantae; Streptophyta; Magnoliopsida; Malpighiales; Euphorbiaceae. The coding region runs from base 1 to 1167 and encodes 388 amino acids. Gene Ontology annotation, molecular function: protein binding. The record is from RefSeq and is a predicted model, not a curated record.
AUGGCUUCGUCCUCAGAUGUAUUGAUGCCCAUAAUUCAUCAAGAACACAAGUCUACGAGUUUUUUAUGCGGUUUGGAAGAAUUACCUGAUGAUCUGUUAGUUAAUAUACUUUGUCAAUUGUCAGACAGGCUUCUUGUUAGAUGUAGAUGUGUCUGCAGAACUUGGAAUAAUCUGAUCUCUAAUGUUUGCAUCCCAAAAGCUUUUGCUGCUUCACCUCUUUGUGGGUUACUUUACCGUGGCUAUAAAUAUGGCCUGAGUAAAAAUGCCUUUGCUGGCUAUAUUCCAUAUGGGCAACCUCUGGAUCUGGUACCUAAUAACUCCCAAGCAUUUGUCAAUUCCUAUACUGCUUUAUUGCCCUUUGAGAAUUCCCCUGGAGAUUUCUGUGAUUGUUGCAGUGGCUUGCUUCUCUUUGUCAAUCUGCCUAUCCUUCAGUUCUAUGUUUGUAACCCCGUAACCAAACAGUGUGCGGCAAUCCCUACAAGUUCAGCAUAUGCAAAACCUAUUCAUGCAUCACUAGCUUUUAAUCCCAGUGAAUCGCCUCAUUAUAAAGUGUUUUGCAUUGAUCGAAUGUGUUCACACAUUCUAAAUUUGCAUAUAUUCUCCUCAGAUGUUGGUAAAUGGGUUACCCAUCUCUUCACCCAUAAUCUUCGUAUUUACGGAACACCUAAAAUCAUGCGAGCCAUUUAUUUGAAUGGUUCAAUUUUUGUUUGUGCUACCAUGCUUCAUAUGUUAAUUUUUAGUCUCUCGAAAGAAAAAUCACUUUCUAUCGAACUUCCAGAAUAUAAGAAACAUGAGUAUGUUGCUUUUUUCGGAGUAUCAAAAGGUUGUCUCUAUUAUUCUAACCAUGAUAAUUCUAUAUUAUUUCUAUGGCGUUUGGAGGUGAAUAGAUGGAUUUUGAUGCACAAUAUCUGCUUUAAUGAUUUGGCAAAAGAUCCAUUUGGAAGUGUUUUGUGCCAGUCUCAUGAUUUUAUGAUUAUGCCAUGUGCUCUGCAUCCAACUUCCAAUAUCAUCUUCCUCUGGUGUCCUAGAAUGAUAAUCAGUUAUCAUCUCGAUAAUCACACCAUAGAGCUUAUUUGUGAAAUGGAUAAAGUCUCAGAUAUACUUAUGGGUCAAUACACUGUCCGUGUCUACACACAUUGGAUAGGAAAUUUGAAAGAUUUCAACUAA